Messenger RNA from Porites lobata, 4324 nucleotides. The record is from the annotation of a GenBank genome assembly. Lineage: Eukaryota; Metazoa; Cnidaria; Anthozoa; Scleractinia; Poritidae.
UCUAUUCUUGUGUGCCAUCAGCAGAAUUCUCAUUACUGGACUAUUGCAGAAGGGCAGUAUGGUCCAAUGUUGGUUGGGGAAGAUGGUGACAUCAUGAUUGAAGCAUCCACAUGGAAAAAUAUUCAGGAAAAGUUAAAUGGUGAAUGUAGACACCCUUACUUUGAGUGUUGUUAGAGAUAAUGCAGUACUAUUAUUAUGUUCAUGCCAAAAACAUAACUUUUAUGCUGCGGUUUAAAUUUAUCGUUGGUUCAAAUGUUAUUUUCCUUUGUUUAAAACUCAUUAUGACACAUUACCAUACCCCAAAACAAAGAAAAAUAAAUUUGAGCCAUAGGAUAAAAUUAAACCACCACACAUAUAAUUCCUAAAUUAGGGGCUUCAUGGUUAUAAUAAAAAAUAAUAAAAAUAAUGUGUACAGUUUAAUGAACAAGCAGGAAUGCUUUAUCAAGUUUAAAACACCAGUCACAGCUGAGUGUUUUAGACUUAAUAAAGAGAGAACUGUGACUUUAUUAUCAAACAGCUUAAAAAUCUCUCGAGGCACAUUUAUCCAUUCAUGCACUAAUACAUGUAUUUAGAUUUGGGUUAUUUUGGCUAAGAAAAUUGGUCACAUCAUUAGCAUAUCAGAUAUAUAAUACAAUGUAUAUUAUAAUAAAGGAUUUUUGAAUUACAUCUAUUUGUAACACAUCUUUAAGGUAUUUUAAAGCAAUAAUUCUUAGUACUAAUCAGUCAUUAACUGUGACAGAACCCACAUUCAAAGAACAAGUUGAUGCCCUAAGUAGACAAAUAGACAAAUGUGAAGAUCGAAAAAGAUUAGUGAGUCAACCAGUUUUUAAAGAGUUCCUCGAGUCCAAUGCCCCUACACUAUACAAGGAAAUCCUUGACAGUAUCUUGUCAGAGCGUCAUGGUGAAAAAAGGGCCAACCUGCAAGAGAAGAGAACAACAGCCCUUAUAUGGCAGCUUCUAUAUUACAGGUACUUAAGGGUGCAAUAAUUUUGGUAACUACAUAUAUAGAAAGUCACAAGGCCUAAAGCAUUCACAAAUGAUUUAUCUGGAAUCCCAUUCAAAGAAUCUUAUCCAAACCUCAUGAUCAUUGGAGGCAGAAGUGGGGAGACAUCAUUAUAGCAAUAUUGUGGGAAAGGUGGGGAUUUAGUACUAGUAACACUUUUUUCCUGACUUGAAUAUCAUCUUCCGCUGUAGAUAAUUAUAUUACAAUACUGAUCUACACUACAUUAUGUAUAAUAAUUGUCUGUAAACGUACCUACGUGAAGUACUUUCUAUGGAAUAUACAAGCACUGAGAUUGAGAGUUCAAUAUUAUUUCCGAGUUUUUUCGGAAAAUAUGUGACUUACUAAUGCUAAAUGUGUCAAGUCUGGUAUGACUUUCAGAAAUCAGAGACACGGCGAAUUUAUGGAUGAAAGCUCCAUCUUCUUGGAACUUAAUGGUCUGUCAUCUAGUGGUAUGGCCCUUGGUAAAGUGUUGGGAUUUGCAAGAGAUGAAAAAACCAAGACUCAUCAGAAGCACAAAAUGGCAUCUGACCAUUUGACAAGGGCUAAAAAAAUGGCUUGUGAAGCUUUUCAAAACGUAAAAAUAAUACCUGAUAGAAAUUGAAAAAAAUGUUCCUGAAGGUACCCACCAAUGUAGUUACAAAACACAACAACAUCCGUAUGAUAAAAAGCAUUUUCUACCUACAAAUUAAGCCUGUGAUUUUGAGAUCUUUAUAAAGUAUAAUACAAUUAUUUAUAAUCACUUUCUUUCCCUUUCAACUUUGUCUUAACAGAAAUUCUUUCAGAUACUAUCUAUGGACGAUUUCCAUGACAUUAAUGCAAUAAAAACAAUAACCAAAGAAUACUCACCACUGCUGUUCAUAUAGCGACUCUUCUUUUGGACAUCCAGUCCUCUGUUCCUGCAGUUCCUCAUCCUGUUGAGCCAGCCAAUAUUCACCGAUGUGACAUGGUUUCAGAAGGUGGUGGUACACCCACAGUCUGCAGAGGUGGAAUUUCAAGUGAUGCAGUGGUUAAUGAAAUGAGGGAAUUCUGGCCACACUAUAGUGAAUGCUUUUCCUUGGAGAGUUUGCCUCGGCCAUACAAGGGGAUCGAUCUAUGUAGGAUGCAGCAGUCCAUGAAGGAACUACGGUAAGCAAGUAGAAUAAAUUCUUUUACGUUAAGUCCAAAAUGUCAUUUCCAUCACCUGGUAUAAUAAGAAUUGCAGUGUGACUGCUCUAUUUGCCUUGAUUGGUAGAGUUAACUCUCUAGUCAAGCCUGAAUUAUUUUUCAGCUACUUACUUGUAGGUAGCCUGUGCUGCAGACGAAACUAAACCUAAACUUGGUUUGUUUACAUGUACAACACAGGCUACAGUGUAAUUACACUUACAAUGUUCUUCAUUCAACUGUGAGGAUCACAUUCACUUCCAUAUCUUCAGCUGCAGUUCAAAAAUAUAAGAAUUCAUAAUUUAUUUAUUUAAUCUACUAGAAGUUACCUUGUAAAUUCCUUUUUUACUAAAAUGUUAACACUUAGCCACAUAUGACUUUUUUAUUGCAGAGUCUAUUCAAGAGAGGACCAUGAAGAAUGCCAAACGUUAAAAUCCACCAUACUAAUCGAUGAAAUCGAACAAAAUCUGCACAGUAAAGAUGACUACCAGGCCUGUCAUCAGUACAUUUUGACACCAUUCCAGAGUUCAGAGAUUUCCUAAAAUUACAUGUGGCACCUACAGUUGGUGACUGGCCCACAUGGUACCAUCAGAAGAAGAUUGUUUGCCAUGCUGACUUGGAUCAAGAAAUUACAUCCCUGAUUCCUGAGCUGGGACAGUUUCAUGUCUACUUGAAUAGUUCAGAAGAUGUUGUAAAGCAGUAUUAUCCCAUCUUCAAAGAGAUCUAUGGAUCAGUUUUUGGCCAAAGGGUAAGACUGCCUGAAAAGCCCAGGCCAGAUAAAGUAGCACUGUGUAUCACACUAUCAUUCUGUGGUUGGCUGAACAUCCGUAGCCAGGUUAUUCAGGCCUUCGGACUAAGCAAGGACACUGAAUAUACUUGCCUACUUCAUCUCUUUGAGGAGCUUAUUCCUUUGUGUUUCCUGCACUACCCAGUUAUAGUUAGAGGAGGGCAAUUUGAAGAGCUGACAUCGUCAAUGAAGCGCCUGGCCAUCAUGUUUGUAGCCAUGGACCGCCAUCACUACAAUAAAGCAUCACUUUCAUGGCUCAGCGAUGUACAGCACCAGCAGACAAACUUUCCGAAUAUUAUGAUGCCAAGGGUACCUUAUGUCCAGUCCUGAAUGAAAAGAAGGUUGAAAUCUUUCAUUCGAAGUUAAGAUCCAAAAUAAGAAAGACAGACAAAGGAGCAAAAAUUCAAGAAACAGCCAGACUUAUUGCCAGAUCAAACUUUGAAGAGGAUGGCUUUGAAAGAAGUUAUGUUCCACAAUGUGUAAGAGGAUAUAGUGACCAAGACUUGCUUUUGCUUUCAGGUAAAUAAAAGCCUCCAUGUCUAUAUAUGUUGUGGUUUAACUUAAUCCCUGGUUUAAAUUUUUAUUUUCCUUUGUUUAAAACUUAUCAUCAUACAUUACCAUACCCAAAAACAAAGAAAAAUAAAAUUUAAACCAAGGAUAAAAUAACCACAACAUAUAAAUCAGUGAAAAGACUGAUUGUUGUACUUUCAACCUACAAUGUUACAUGCCUGUUACGAAAGACAAAUUUUUUUUUUAAUGAUGAUUUUCUUUCAAAUUGUAUGAUUUUUUCAGGUUUAGCAUCUGAAGGCAUUAUGGCUAUGUUUGAGAGAGUUGCAUUGAAUCUGGGUAAAUCCUACAUGCUUCCAAGACCACUAAACAGAGCUGGCCGUCCAUAUGGCAAAGCACCAUACUACCUAGCAAGUUUUCAGACAGAAUUCACUGUCAAGUCAUUACCUCUAGGGUACAGAUGGCCUUCUAGCCGACCAAAUCCUCAGCUAGACUGUGAUGCAGAAGCAUGCCAUCAUCCUUCUCAUUCAAACAUCCAGCGACUGACAUGUGGCCAUACAUUCCAUUCUCCCUGCAUGUCCGAUGAGAAUGGCAACAGUCUUGGAUGCAUCAUUUGUCUUCGUAACUUGACUGCUGAUAUCCAGAAGCUGUCCCAAGCCUGGAACAUUCGCCUUUUGUCCGGUCUGAAUGAAGUUGAGGAAGAUGGUGGUGAUGGCAAUGACGAUGAUGAUGACGAUGAUGGCAACAAUUCUUCCAUUCCAGAAAUACCUGAUGUACCAAAAGACCACAAGUAUUUCAAGUCACCACAAUUCAUUGAGUACAUCAGAGAAAGAGUUAAUAAGAUUACAUUGGCUGUCAAUGCCCAGGCAGAAUCUCAUGAAGAGUAG